GAUAAAUCUAAGAAACUGUCACAUCAAUGGGUGUCGGCUUGUUACGGAACUUCCCAAAUAUGUGAUGUAUGCUCUAAAUUAUUAAGCAAUAAACCUGCCCUUUACUGUGAAUGCUGUGGUACUUCUGUACAUCAAAAUACAUGUAAGGACAAUAUUCAAGAGUGCAUUAAAAUAAAGAACGCAAAGAGUACAAGUAAGUUAUCAGGGUUCGCCGUACCAUUAACGAAUGCGAAGAACUCAAUAUCUAAGCGUGGAUCUGCUUCCGUACCUUCCAACCAGAGUACUCCUGCUAGCCAGAUACUGUACGAUGACAAAGACAGUGGGUCGCAUGGUCAACAUGAUGCUGCCAGCUAUCCCGACGAUGUCCCCAUUAUACCUUUGGAGUUUCUGUCAGACUCUCCACUGACGGCAGCUGAUUUAUGCUCAGAUUUUACCUUGGGAUUACACGAAGCCGAGCCGGAUUCGUGGUCGCCGUACGUCGGUAAAGAUAUAUCGAGGAAAUUAAAAGAGAAAGAAGUUAAACGACAAGAGCAUGUUUAUGAAUUUAUUUUAACUGAAAAGCAUCAUUGUAUGACACUUUUAGUCAUGCAGAAGCUGAUUGAGCUUUUUGAUUGCUCAAAAUGCCCAGAAUUCGCCGGGGGUGUCAGCGAAUCUGACUUUGAGUGGGACCGAAUUGUCAGAUUGCGUGAAGCCGGUCUAUCGAUAAGAGAGGUUUCUGAGAGGCCCAAAAGAUCCUUACGCAGGAUACUGCAGUACAGAGCGACAAGAUCUCCGAUUAAGACUUUUGGCUCUAGGAGGCAGAUUUAG
Molecule: messenger RNA, 807 nt
Organism: Diabrotica balteata
Lineage: Eukaryota; Metazoa; Arthropoda; Insecta; Coleoptera; Chrysomelidae
Source: the annotation of a GenBank genome assembly